UGCGCUUUUACUAUCCAUCAAAAACAUUUAAAGUCCUCUUGCGCAAGUGGGUUAUUUUCAUAUGCUCACGUCUCAGCCUAAGUGAUUUUUUACUUCCUAGAGAUGGGAAUAAUGGUGGGAAUGUUGAACAACUGACGCAGCAAAGAGUACGUAAUGUAUCAGUUGAUGAAAGAAUUGAAGGUUUACAUACACAACGAAAUGCUGAUGCUACUGAGCUUGGCAGUGAGGGCCUAGAAGCGGAUUCCCAAUUUGCACUACGCAUUCUUAUAUUCUUGGUAUUUGCGUGGAUGACUGCACUUGUCUUUAACUCAUUAAUGAUGGCUGUACCUCUUUUACUUGGACGGGCACUUUUUCAAGCAGCGGCUGACUUCCUUGAUGGAUUUAAGUGUGAUGAUUUUUGUUCUUUCAUUGUUGGAAGCUGUGUUAUCCGGGCAGUUGUAAUCUAUACCAAGUAUGGUCUAGAACAUGCUCAAACAAGAGGUGUGGGGUCUCUUUUGAGCCAAAUACGACAGUACUGUAUGACAGCCUUCAAGAUUUUUGCUCUUCUGUCAUUAGGGAUAUUUGUAAUUCCGACGGUGGUUGGUCUUCUGCUAGACCUAGUGUUGGUUGUUCCCAUUCCAUUACAUUUGGAUGAAGUCUCAAUUUUCACCGUCUUUCAAUGUUGGGUACUAGGAUGGCUCUUUUUUAUCACUUUAGUUGGACUGAUAAUAGUCGAUAACGUGCAUUCUCUUGAUGGGAGGUGUCUGUUGCAGCUUCAGCGGGUACUUAACGAUGGUCUUUCCCAUCGACAUGCCCUCUCGGUGCUCAAAGAGUUUCUUAUAGUACUUUCUACUGCAUACAUGCUUGCCAAACCUGUAUUAACCACGCUUGGAUAUCCCUUUCCAGUCAACUCUGCCAUUCAUCGUGUUGGUUGGCCAGGAUACUUUGCUUUGAGCAUCAUGUGGUUUUGUGCAAAGAUUCUCCAUGCGUGCGUGACUUAUUUGCACAGAAAGAUCAGAGACGACCGCUACUGCCUCGGUCAAAGGCUGCAAGAUUAUGGGCAAGACGUUCGUUGUGGGCAAAAUGAAGAGGGGACGGCACUAGAACUGCAAAACUGAUAAUUUUCGUAGUUGGAUUGCCUGCAAGUGCAAAGUGGCUGACUUUUCAUGGUUGCAUGUAUUUUGAGAGGUUUGUGGUCAUAUCCUUUGUAUAGUCUCUAUCGCCAUUAACUGCCACGAAAAUAGGAAUAGAAAUAGAUAGGUUGUACAUAGAUUUAACCUUGAAACUAGUUAAACUCUGAGUGUUUGCUAAUGGAAGGUCCAAUUAUACUAUAAUCCUAUAGGGUAGUGAGAAUGGCGGAAACCAUAUUUGUUGGAACAUCUGUGGUUGAGAAGAGCUUAUUUAGUUUUUAUCACUUUUUAUUUCUUUUAUACUCUUAAAUCGCUGGCUUGCUUCUGACUAAGCCAAUGAUUUUUAACUAAACGAGUUCACUUUUAUUUGUACUGACUGGUUUACUUUAG
Morus notabilis is the source of this 1499-nucleotide messenger RNA. RefSeq names its product probable E3 ubiquitin ligase SUD1. Lineage: Eukaryota; Viridiplantae; Streptophyta; Magnoliopsida; Rosales; Moraceae. The record is from RefSeq and is a predicted model, not a curated record. The transcript is spliced from 5 exons. Gene Ontology annotation, cellular component: endoplasmic reticulum membrane. The coding region runs from base 288 to 1097 and encodes 269 amino acids.